Molecule: messenger RNA, 2148 nt
Organism: Dictyostelium discoideum AX4
Lineage: Eukaryota; Evosea; Eumycetozoa; Dictyosteliales; Dictyosteliaceae
Gene: psiH
Product: PA14 domain-containing protein
Exons: 4
Coding region: 1-2148 (715 amino acids)
Cellular component (GO): membrane
Source: RefSeq, a predicted model, not a curated record
AUGAACUAUUUAAAACCAACAAUAUUUUUAAUAUUGUGUUUGGUCACAUUUGUAUAUUCACAACCAUCAACUUUAACAAUUCAAGGAACAAUUUUUGAUCAACAUCCAGAUUAUAAUAACAAUUUCGAACCAAAGGGAGGAUCCAUUAAAAAAAAUUUAGUCUUAAAAACUCUUGGAAGUAGCAAAGUACCAACUCUUGUUUCUUUAGAUCCAGAGGAUGAUACAAAUGAAGAUGGUAGAAUGAUUACACCAAGCUUGUUCCAAUACUUUUAUCAAACAUCAUCAAAACCAUUAACCAAAAAUUCUGGUGCAAAUGUCCCAAUUCCAAUUAACCUUGUCUUGAAUUACGAUUCCAAAAAACAAGUUUAUGUUUACAAUGAUCAAUAUUUUUUCCCAAUUGAUUACCAAGGAUUUGAUGUUGAUUCAAAAUAUAGAACUUAUAAUAAUGGUUCAGGAUAUCAUAAUUUCCAUUUUUGUUUAAAAUUGAAUACUAAAUUCACCUAUCAAGGUAUUGAAGAUUUUUACUUUAUUGGUGAUGAUGAUGUUUGGGUAUUCAUUAAUAACAAAUUGGUUGUCGAUUUAGGUGGUUUACAUAGUAGAGAAACUGGUUCAGUUGAUGUAACUAAACUUGGUUUAACUAAAGGUUCAACUUAUGAUUUUGAUUUCUUUUAUUGUGAAAGACAUACAACCGCUUCAACAAUUAGAAUUGAAACAAAUUUACAAGUAUUUUGUCCAUGGUAUGAUUAUUGUGGUGUUUGCUCAGGUGAUGGCUCAACUUGUUGUAAUAAAGAUACUACUUGUAAUGAUGGCAAGAAAUGUACAAUCGAUGCAUGUCCACCACCAAAAACUGUUAUAAAUAAAGCUGGUAGUAAAAUUACUGAUGCUGAUAUUGCACCAUAUUGUAGCCAUACUGAUGUUUCAUGUCCAGACCCAGAUCUUUGUAAUAAUAACAAUUGUGAUGCUUCAACUGGUAACUGUAAAACUACACCAAUAACCUGUUCUAAUCAAGAUAGUAAAUGUUUAUUAGCCCAAACUUGUGAUCCAAAAUCAGGUUGUAUCUAUAAGAGUAAAUGUACUGGUGUUUGUGAUACUGGUGUUUGCGAUGGUGGCGAUUGUGUUCAAAAGUCAAACAGCACCUGUGCCAAUGAACUUGGUAAUAAUCCAUGUAUGGUUUAUUCAUGUGGUAAGAAUGGUUGUGAAGCCAAGCCAAAAUGUCCACAAAAUCCAAGUACCCCAUGUGAUGUUGCCUAUUGUGAUGCUGGUGAAUGUAAAGUCCAACAUUUGAGUGCCUCUGAAUGUAAUUGUGGUUGUGAUGCCUCUGAUUUAUGCUCCAAAAAUAAUUGUGUCAAUAAUGUAUGUGUUCCACUCCCAAUCGAUGGAAUAGAUGAUGGCAAUGCUUGCACUAAAGAUACUUGUGUAAAUGGUAAUAUUUUCCACACACCAAUUAACAAAUGUUCAGGUUGUAUGACUUGUAAUCCAGUUUCUGGUAAUUGUGAUUUAUCCGACACCGUUUGCCAAGAUGGUAAUGAAUGUACUACCAAUGUUUGUGAAUCAAGUGAUAGUGUCCUUGGUGUAUGUACAAACUCAACAGUUGAAUGCGGUGCUACCAACACUGAUAAAUGUAUCCAAUUCUCUUGUAAUGAAGCCACCGGUUGCCAACAAUCAGCUGUCGUUUGUCCAGAUGUUGGUAGUUGUUUAGUUGGUUAUUGUGAUAGUAAACAAGGUUGUCUCACCAAACCAAGAUCUUGCGAUACUGGUGUUUUCUGUUUAACUGGUGAAUGUAUUGAAAAUGCUGGUGGUUGUAUCGUCUAUGAAAAACGUUGUGAUGCUGAUAAUGGAAGAUGUCAACAAGGUGUAUGUGUAAAUAAUACCGCCACUGAAGAAGGUUAUUGUAAAUCUGAAGACUAUGAUCCAUUACCAUUCAUUUGUAAAACUGGUGCUGUCGUUUCAACUGCUGUCAUUGCUGGUGUCACUGUCGCUGGUGCUGUUGCACUUGGUGUUUUCAUUUAUGGUGGUAAAAGAGGUUAUGACUAUUGGAAAGAAUCAAGAAAUGUUCAAUUCAGUGGUUCAAAUUCUAAUCCACUUUAUGAACAAAAUCCAAAUGGUUCUGGUGUAAAUCCAUUAUAUAAUGAUAAUUCUGCAUUAUAA